AGGGGCACAAACCAGACCGGCUCGUACCAUUCUCAGAGAGAGGGGGGGAAGCGUCGCGAAAGGAAGGAUACAAAUCAGGUCCCGGAAGUGCCGGGAAGGGAGGUGGGCUCCUCCUCGAGUCCCGUUCGUGGAGUUUGGCCGCUGCACGUGGACCGGACUGGGGCCGCAGCUAUGAGCACGUGCUCAGUCUCCAAGGGCUGCUUUGUGUUCAAGCCAGAUUCUAAGAAGGCGAAGGCAUCUUCAGCAGCUGACUAUUUUAGUAAAGGCAAUACUGACUCAGAGGAUAGUGAGCUACGAUUUGAUACUUGUCAGUUGUUAUGGAAACAGAUUAAAUGUGAAACAGAGCAACUACAAGAGGACUUGAAUAAAAAAUUGUUUGAUAACCUCAUAACAUUUUUGAGACAAUCUCAUUCAGACUUCCAAAAGAAGAAAACAGAAUGGGCUUGUCAAAUGAAGUCCAGCGAAAUUCCCACUGCAGCUGUUGUUCUAGGUGUCAAUGUUAUGGACCAUGAUUUGACAUUUAAAAGCCUCUCAGAAGUUCUUCAUGAUGAUGUUACUCCUUUUGUAGUGUCCCUGAGGUCCAAAGAAUGCCCAGGCAUAAAACAGCUUCUACAAAAGCUGAUGAUUCAGCUGAUGGGCUGUCAUGUAGAUGUAGACUCAUCCGAAGAAGAACAUUCCAAGCUUUCCUCAAAUAGGAUACGCUGCUCGGUGGCGUCUCUUAUUGAUUGGUAUAGGAACAUAACCAAGGAAACCGAUACCGAAUCUCCAUGCAGAAAAAGGAUGUUCUCUUCCAGACAUCUGGAAUCUCCUCCAGUUGUAGUAAUUUUCAAAGACUUGGAAAGUUUCACAACCAAAGUUCUGCAAGAUUUCAUAUUUAUUAGCAGUCAUUGUAUACAUGAAUUUCCACUGGUACUUAUUUUUGGAAUUGCCACCUCUCCAAUGAUCAUCCAUAAGUUACUUCCUCACACAGUUUCCUCUUCGCUAUGUAUAGAGCUCUUCCAGUCUCUUUCAUGCAAAGAGCAUUUGACUAAAGUAAUUGACAAGCUACUCCUGACAAACCAGUUUCCCUUUAAACUUAGUGAGAAAGUUCUGCAGGUGCUACUAAAUAUAUUUUUAUACCAUGAUUUCUCUGUUCAGAACUUCAUCAAGGGAUUUCAGCUCUCUCUUUUGGAGCAUUGUUAUUCCCACCCACUCAGUGUGCUGUGCUGUGAGAUCCAAGAAGCUAGGAAGAGAACAAAAAUGUUAUCACACAGUCAGUGUGAAAACAUUCGAAGACUGCCAUCUUUUAGAAGGUUUGUUGAAAACCAAGUAUCAAACAAGCAGACAGUUCUGUUGACAGAUGAUGAAUGUUUAAAGGAAACAACACAAGAAUUGCUGCAAGACCUACAUACUUACCACGAAAAUUAUUUUCCAAUUCUGUGUUGUCUUCAUGCUUUCACAUCUUCUCUUCCCAAGUAUCCGUUAGGCAAACAAAUCAGAGAGUUAUAUUGCACAUGUUUGGAAAAGAAAGUGUGGGAAACAGAAGAAUAUGAGUCAGCUAUUCAGCUGGUGAGGAUGAUGGCCAAGGAUGAGUUGGUGGUGAUUCUUGAAAAAUGUGUGGAGAUUAUUACUUCCUCUUCUUCAGAACAACUUAAAAUCCCUUCAGGGAAACUGGAGCAGUACCUGGACCAAUUUAGGAAUCUUGAAGCAGAAGCCAAUGGUGGUCAAGCGGAGCCCAUCUCCUCACUACAAGAACUUCAGAAGAAGACAGAUCUUUAUCACCUGCAAAAGACCCUGCUGGAGAUGAAGGAAUCAAGAAAGCUUAAGAAACUAACCAAAUUUGAAAUGCUUCGUUUUGAAGUGGUUGACUUUGUAGAUGGCCUUGUAAGAAAUUACCUUGCGCCUGCAGAGAUGCAGACUUUGCAUGAGGUGAUGUAUUUCAGCGCAGCUAAUACCCUCCGUGAACAUUUGAAUGCUGCCCCACGUGUUGCUCUUCACACUGCUCUCAACAAUCCGUAUUUCUACCUGAAGAAUGAAUCCUUGAAAACUGAUGCAGGAUGCAUUUCUAAUGCGGCUCCCGAUAUCUGUAUAGCAUACAAGCUUCAUUUGGAAUGUGGUAGAUUAAUUAACCUUGUUGACUGGUUAGAGGCUUUUUCAACAGUUGUAAUUGCUGCAGAAAAUCCAAAUUCCAAUGUCAAGGACCAGAUAGAUGAUGCUAUCCAUGCUCGUUUCAUUAGAGCAGUCUCAGAAUUGGAACUCUUGGGAUUCAUAAAGCCUUCAAAGCAGAAAACUGAUCACGUGGCAAGACUGACAUGGGGCAGCUGCUAGUAUACUUUCUACUGAGAAGGAAAUGCUUUGACCGAGAUUUUCUGUACACUCUGAACAACUGUGGUAGCACUUUCAUAAUGAGAAGUGCUGUUUUGCCACUAUAACAUUGACAAGUAGCUUCAUGGAUUUUGUUUCUUUGCAUUAAAGAAUAAGCUAAAUCCAUCCAUUUUAGAGAAUCCAGCCGAUAUUUGUGUUUGAGCAUUUUGACGUUUUUGUGCCUUUUCUGCAAUAAUGUCAAAUAAAACCGAAGUCAUCAUCACUGAUCUCUGUCCUAUCUACAGAAACGCCGAAGAAAAUAUUAAUAUUGUUAUGAGCUGAGCACAUUAAGAUGACUAUACACUGCAGACUAGACAAUGUGAUUGUUGAGGUGGGAUGCGAGACUCCCUACUGAUGUUUCUUUCCUACUGUGGGAGGCUAUACUCUAAUGUGGUGAGUUAAAACUAUUUAGAGAAUGGUGAUCAGCACCACUGUACUUCAGUAAUUUUAUUCAGAAGAAACUGUAGAAGCUACCUUUUUAUUAUUUGCAGUGUAUUUUUGUAAAUUUCUAAGAAAGUGAAAAAAUGCUUGCAUUCAGUGCCUGCUUUUAAGUUUGAAGCAAGCUCGUCAUCAAAGGAAGACUGAUCAAUACUGGCCUGCUUGGUACCAAAGCUGUGCCUAAUGCAUUGUUUCUAAGAGACCAGGAAGAUAUUGAAGACUUUAUUCAGUAUGUCAGGGAUUAAACAAGCAUAAUCAGUAUGACACUUUGGAUAAUAGUGUUCGUCACUGUUUUAGCUGGUGUUCGAACAGUUCUCUUUAAUCUUUCCAUUUCCCUUGGCAUGACACUCAAACAGUUGCAAUUUCCUUUAAAAAACAACAACCUUAAAGUGAGGAAAAAUGCAAUCAAACCUCAAAGUUAAAUUUAGGUUCUUAUGGAGCAAACAUGAGUGGGGAAUUACAGAACUCGAAGCCUGGCUGAAAUUACAGCGGGAGGAAACAACACUAGCAAAAAUUCAGGCUCAGAAUGUUGCAGUGUGGCCAUCCAAAUGCAAUAUAACAGAGGCUCCCAAAAUGUAAAAAUCGCUUUGAACAAUUUCAGCAGCAUCAUCAAUACUAGAAAAAGACUGAAAUGCAAGCCAAAUGAGCAGUCAUGUCUUUCAAGUUAAAAUCAGAGAUUUUAAUCCAGAAGUUUUAAGAAUCCUCAACGUUAACUGUCCCCCCAGCUUGAAAAUGCUAAUUCUUGGCAGCUGUGGUAGCAAAAGCAAUGAUUACUUCCAAGUAAAAGAAGUUUAUACAAAGACUUGGGCCAUACUUAAAAGUUAAAAGGCUACUUAUGUGUGGUAGCUAUUAGGAGUGUGCACCAGAUGUUUUCACAGAAGUGCCUGAAAUCUGCAGAUAAAGCAGCUCAUUCAUAGCAAAUUAAGCUUUGUAAAUUUUAGGCAGAUGCAUGCAGUAGUUUUGUGCAGCACACCUUUAAAGUAUGGUUUAACUUUCAUUUUAUGCCAGAAUUUGACACCUUAUACAAGUAUGAUCCACCCCUUCUGAGGCUACAGAGCCAUAUGGAAUCUUGAGAGUUCCUGAUUGAACUGAAACACUGUAUUAAUGGCAGUCUGACUCAAAAAUAUGAAAACCUUCAAAUCACACCAAUUUGUCUUGAAAUUUUAGUUCAGAGCUGACCAGUCCCCCACAGUAGCUAUGAAUAUGCUUUUUUAAAAUUUGGAUAAAAGUAUUGAUUCAAACAGGAAUAGCAUACCUUCUAAAAGGGGAAUUUGUUCCUCUUGGCAGUGCUUUCUACGUACUUGUGAGCAGUUUUUCAGAAAAGGAAA
Molecule: messenger RNA, 4109 nt
Organism: Zootoca vivipara (common lizard)
Lineage: Eukaryota; Metazoa; Chordata; Lepidosauria; Squamata; Lacertidae
Gene: ORC3
Product: origin recognition complex subunit 3
Biological process (GO): DNA replication initiation; DNA replication
Cellular component (GO): nuclear pre-replicative complex; DNA replication preinitiation complex; nuclear origin of replication recognition complex
Molecular function (GO): DNA replication origin binding
Source: RefSeq, a predicted model, not a curated record